Haemorhous mexicanus (house finch) is the source of this 3921-nucleotide messenger RNA. RefSeq names its product VPS10 domain-containing receptor SorCS1. Gene Ontology annotation, molecular function: protein binding. The transcript is spliced from 28 exons. Bases 1 to 3780 code for a protein of 1259 amino acids. Gene Ontology annotation, cellular component: Golgi apparatus; membrane. The record is from RefSeq and is a predicted model, not a curated record. Lineage: Eukaryota; Metazoa; Chordata; Aves; Passeriformes; Fringillidae. Gene Ontology annotation, biological process: post-Golgi vesicle-mediated transport.
AUGGAAAAAGUUGCUGGCUGGUACCCAGCCUGGCACGUUGCUCUCCUGUACUGGACAUGGCUUUUCCUCUUCACUUAUGGCUUUACCGGUGCAGAAAUAACUUGCAGAUCCUGCCGUUCCCAGGUGCAGCCGCAGCAGCAGCCGCAGCAGGGAUUACUGAUGCACUUGAGGACCGACAGAGGAGAAAAGGAGCAAAGGAGGUUCCUCAGGGAGAAGGGAGGUGAGAGAGGGCAAGAGGCCGGCUCGGAGGAUGCCGGGCUACCAGCGACCCUCGCCCCUGCUUCCGCGGGGAUGCAAUUCAGCGGCUGGGAGACACGGCGAGUGACGAGCGAGCCAGAGAAAGUGGCCGGGGAGCGCCGUCCCCGGGCGGCAGCGGCGGCUCCGGCCGAGGACCGACCCCUGCCGGGCCCCCCCCGGCCGGGCUCGGUGCGGCGGCGCUGGGGCCGCAGCCCGCGGGGCUCCGCGGGGCCGGGGCCGGGGCCGGGCGGCGCCGCGGGGCGGGAGCCGGGGGACGGCGGCGCCGCCCGCUUCGGGCUGGAGGAGCUGCGGCUGGCCAGCACCACCUUCGCCCUGGCCGGCGACUCGGCGCACAACCAGGCCAUGGUGCACUGGUCCGGCCACAACAGCAGCGUGAUACUAAUUCUGACAAAGCUGUAUGACUACAACCUGGGAAGCAUCACAGAGAGCUCUCUUUGGAGGUCAACAGAUUAUGGGACAACAUAUGAGAAACUGAAUGAUAAAGUUGGUCUGAAGACUAUUUUGAGCUACUUGUAUGUUUGCCCAACAAACAAACGUAAGAUUAUGCUGCUGACUGAUCCAGAAGUUGAAAGCAGCUUAUUAAUCAGUUCUGAUGAAGGAGCCACCUAUCAAAAAUACCGUCUGAACUUCUACAUCCACAGCCUGCUCUUCCACCCCAAGCAGGAAGAUUGGAUCUUAGCCUACAGCCAAGAUCAGAAGUUAUUCAGUUCUGUGGAGUUUGGCAGAAGAUGGCUGCUUCUUCAUGAGGGAGUUACACCCAACAGGUUCUACUGGUCUAUGAUGGGGAAUGGAAGAGAGCCUGACCUGGUGCACCUGGAGGCAAGGACAGUGGAUGGCCAUGCCCAAUACAUCACCUGCAAGAUGCAGAACUGCAGUGAAGCCACUCGCAGCAAACCCUUUCCAGGCUACAUUGACCAUAACUCCCUGAUCGUCCAGGGUGAUUAUGUCUUUGUUCAGCUGACAUCAGGAGGAAGACCACAUUAUUACGUUUCUUAUAGGAGGAGUCCAUUUGCACAGAUGAAGCUGCCAAAGUACUCCCUGCCCAAGGACAUGCAUGUUAUCAGCACAGAUGAGAAUCAGGUGUUUGCAGCUGUUCAAGAGUGGAACCAGAACGACACGUACAAUCUGUACAUCUCUGACACCCGAGGGGUCUACUUCACCCUGGCCUUGGAAAAUGUCAAGAGUAGUCAAGGGCUGGAGGGGAAUGUGAUGAUUGACCUCUAUGAGGUAGCAGGGAUAAAGGGAAUGUUCUUGGCUAACAAGAAGAUUGACAACCAAGUGAAAACUUUCAUCACCUACAAUAAAGGGAGAGACUGGAGUUUGUUGCAGGCUCCACACACGGAUCUGAGGGGAAAUCCCAUUCACUGUCUCCUACCCUAUUGCUCCCUUCAUCUUCACUUGAAGGUCUCAGACAACCCCUAUACCUCAGGAAACAUCGCCAGCCGAGACACUGCCCCCAGUAUUAUUGUAGCUUCAGGUAAUAUAGGCACUGAGCUAUCAGACAAUGACAUCAGCAUGUUUGUUACUUCUGAUGCUGGGAACACUUGGAGGCAGAUCUUUGAGGAAGAGCACAGUGUUCUGUACCUGGAUCAAGGUGGAGUACUUGUUGCCAUGAAACACACAUCUCUGCCUAUCAGGCACCUCUGGUUAAGUUUUGAUGAAGGGAGAUCUUGGAGCAAGUACAGUUUCACAUCCCUCCCGCUGUUUGUCGAUGGAGUUUUAGGGGAGCCUGGAGAGGAAACCCUCAUCAUGACGGUGUUUGGACACUUCAGCCACCGCUCAGAGUGGCAGCUGGUGAAAGUAGACUACAAGUCCAUCUUUGAUCGGAGAUGUGAGGAAGAGGACUACAGGCCUUGGCAGCUCCAUAGCCAGGGAGAAGCCUGCAUCAUGGGAGCAAAAAGGAUCUACAGGAAGCGCAAGUCAGAGAAGAAAUGCAUGCAAGGGAAAUAUGCUGGGGCCAUGACCUCGGAGCCCUGCGUGUGCACAGAGGCAGACUUUGACUGUGAUUAUGGAUAUGAACGCCACAGCAAUGGCCAGUGUUUACCAGCAUUUUGGUAUAACCCAUCCUCCUUGUCAAAAGACUGCAGCCUUGGACAGAGUUACCUCAACAGCACUGGGUACCGGAAGGUUGUUUCCAACAACUGCACGGACGGGGUGCGGGAGCGCUACACGGCCAAGCCCCAGCAGUGCCCGGGCAAACCUCCGCAGGGCCUGCGCAUCGUCACGGCCGACGGGCGCCUGACGGCCCAGCAGGGCCUCAACGUCACCUUCCUGGUGCAGCUGGAGGAGGGAGACCUCCAGAGAUCCCUCAUCCAGGUGGAUUUUGGAGAUGGCAUCGCUGUGUCAUAUGCCAAUCUCAGCUCAACAGAGGAUGGGAUCAAGCACAUCUACCAGAACGUGGGCAUAUUCCGGGUGACCGUGCUGGUGGAAAACAGCCUGGGCUCUGACAGCGCUGUUCUCUACCUGCAUGUAACGUGCCCCUUGGAACACGUUCACUUAUCUCUGCCCUUUGUCACCACGAAGAACAAGGAGAUCAAUGCCACAGCAGUGCUGUGGCCAAGCCAAGUGGGAACACUUACUUAUGUCUGGUGGUUUGGGAACAACACAGAGCCACUGAUCACAUUGGAAGGGAGCAUCACAUUCACAUUUUCUGUGGAAGGGAUGAACACCAUCACAGUUCAGGUCUCAGCAGGAAACACCAUUCUUCAGGACACAAAGACUAUUGCAGUGUAUGAGAAAUUUCAGUCCCUGAGGUUAUCGUUCUCUCCAAACCUGGAUGACUACAACCCAGAUAUCCCAGAGUGGAGAAGGGACAUCAGCAGAGUAGUCAAGAGAGCUCUGGUGGAGGCUACAGGUAUUUCCAGCAAGCAUGUUCUGGUUGCAGUGCUCCCUGGCCUGCCCACAUCUGCUGAACUCUUCAUUUUACCAUAUCAAGAUGCCACGGGAGAAAAAAAAAGAACAGCAGCAAACCUAGAGCAGAUUUCAGAAACACUGAUCCAGAAACUGAACCAAAACCUGGUCCAUUUUGAGUUGAAGCCAGGAGUUCGAAUCCUUGUCCAUGCUGCCCAUUUAACAGCAGCUCCCCUGGUGGACCUCACUCCCAGUCACAGUGGUUCAGCCAUGCUGAUGCUCCUCUCUGUUGUUUUUGUGGGACUAGCUGUGUUUGUCAUCUACAAGUUCAAAAGGAAGAUUCCUGGCCUUAAUAUAUAUGCACAGAUGCAGAAUGAAAAAGAUCAAGAGAUGGUCAGUCCAGUCAGUCAGAGGGAAAGCAUACCUAAUGUCCCUCAAAGUGAGCUGAUGAGCCCUGAGCAACUAGUAGAUGAGAAGUUGGAAGUCCACCCCAUAGAGCAACCUCAGGCCACAGUCCAGAACCCAAGGAAAGGAAAUGCAACCAAGGUAGUCUGGACAGAGGACUUCCCAAAAGCUUGUGGAUCACCAAGAGAUUUCAAGCCAAGACCCAGAGCGGAAGUGUUUCCACAGCUGCUGAGCCCCAGAGCACAAAAGAAAUCCCUACCUAUGUAAAUGGUUGAAUUGAGGACACCAACAUCUGUAUCUGAAAAAAAGGAGAUCUCACUGCAUUUGGACUUUUUAAUUCUUCAGAUGACAAAGGGUUUUUAGCUUUAAGCCUGUGCAUGUGGACAUUAUACUGAGACCAUAGUGGAA